UAAUAAUAGCAACAAAACAUUUAACCAACAAACCAUAGAACUGAGAAGAGUGGAAAGAGGAAGCCUCGAAUGGAGCUUGCCACUCCCUACAGUUCCAGUAGCACUUGGCUCUACCGGAAACCAGAACUAACCCGGCAAAUCCCAAGACUCCAUCGCUUCAAUCCGUCAAAGCACCGCCGCAAAACGACGUCUUCGGAGCUCCAAACGACGGUUGGAGUCACCGCCUCAUCCCCUUCCCCUUCCCCUUCUCCAUCCAUUCCGACUCACAAGGUCACUGUCCACGAUAGACAGAGAGGAGUUGUUCACGAGUUUACCGUUCCUGAGGUGGAAGUUGAUUUUAUGUUGAAAACUAUUUUCGGUGUUUCUUUUAUGGACCAAUAUAUAUUGCACACUGCUGAAGCUCAGAAUAUUUCUCUUCCGUUUGCUUGCAGGCACGGUUGCUGUACCAGCUGUGCCGUACGUAUAAAGUCUGGAGAACUUAGACAGCCUGAAGCCCUAGGCAUAUCAGCUGAACUGAGAGCAAAGGGGUAUGCACUUCUUUGUGUGGGGUUUCCGUCCUCUGAUCUUGAAGUAGAAACACAAGAUGAGGAUGAGGUAUAUUGGCUUCAGUUUGGAAGAUAUUUCGCUCGAGGACCAAUUGAUAGAGACGAUUACGCAUUGGAGUUAGCCAUGGGUGAUGAAUAAGCUUUUAUUGAGAGCUGACUUUGGAGUUAGGGAUCUCUACGGAUGGAUCGGAUGUGCAGAUUUUUAAUCUUGUUACGAGUCUCAUCUUCUUCUGCUUUUGUCUUCUUAACUCCUUACCCUGCAUUGCAGCCCCUGUAAUCAUCGUCCAUGGUAUAAAUGACUCCAUGUUGGUUAGCACUAAGACUGAUAAUAUUGUAUCUAAGAUGUAGACCAUCACUGUCAACGUAUCUUCUGCGCUGCCCAUUUUAUAUCUUAUCUAUCAACUUGAUCUAAAGACAUUUAUUAACAGUAUUUUAUUUUAUUUUAUUUUUUAUAUUUAUGACUA
Messenger RNA from Humulus lupulus (European hop), 1009 nucleotides. Its product is annotated as ferredoxin C 2, chloroplastic. Gene Ontology annotation, molecular function: electron transfer activity; 2 iron, 2 sulfur cluster binding. Gene Ontology annotation, biological process: electron transport chain. The transcript is spliced from 7 exons. Lineage: Eukaryota; Viridiplantae; Streptophyta; Magnoliopsida; Rosales; Cannabaceae. Bases 70 to 684 code for a protein of 204 amino acids. The record is from RefSeq and is a predicted model, not a curated record.